Camellia sinensis is the source of this 1851-nucleotide messenger RNA. The record is from RefSeq and is a predicted model, not a curated record. NCBI's taxonomy places the organism in Eukaryota, Viridiplantae, Streptophyta, Magnoliopsida, Ericales, Theaceae.
GUAGAGAAUCUUUGAUAAUAAUUUUUUCAUAAUACAUAACAUUACUCGUUUGGACGCCUUUAAUUUCCACCUCUUUUCACCCUUUAAAUUCUUCUUUCUAUUAUACCCAUUUCUUAUAUGAGAGAAGAGAGAGAGAGACAGGGAGUCUAAGUUAGGAGGGAGAAGAUGGCUAGAGAGAUGCAGAAUAACACCAUGUCCAUAGAACAAGCCCCAGAGACCCUUCAAAACAGCGAUAUUCACAAGAACUUGGACGAUGAUGGCCGCCCCAAACGAACUGGAAGUGUGACAACUGCAAGUGCACAUAUCAUAACAGCAGUGAUUGGGUCAGGAGUGCUUUCUCUGGCAUGGGCUAUAGCUCAGUUGGGUUGGGUGGUUGGCCUUGCUGUUCUCAUGGCUUUCUCUUUCAUCACUUUCUUCACUUCCACUCUCCUCGCCGACUGUUACCGGGCUCCUGACCCUGUCACUGGUACCAGAAACUACACCUACAUGGAUGUUGUGAGAGCUCACUUAGGAGGAAUCAAGGUCCAGCUGUGUGGAAUAGCUCAGUAUUGUAAUCUGGUAGGGGUUACUAUUGGGUACACAAUAACUGCAUCAAUUAGUAUGGUGGCAGUCAAAAGAUCAAACUGUUUCCACAAACAUGGUCAUUAUGUGAAGUGCUCAAUAUCAAACUAUCCAUUCAUGAUCAUCUUUGCCUCUAUUCAGAUCAUUCUGAGUCAAAUACCAAACUUCCAUGAGCUCUCAUGGCUUUCAAUUGUCGCAGCAAUCAUGUCCUUUGCUUAUUCUUCUAUUGGGCUCGGUCUCUCCAUAGCUAAAGUUGCAGGAGGUGGACAUGCAAGGACAAGCCUAACAGGGGUGACAGUUGGGGUGGACGUGUCAAGAUCUGAGAAGGUUUGGAGAAGCUUCCAGGCCAUUGGAGACAUCGCCUUCGCUUAUGCUUACUCUACCGUCCUCAUCGAGAUUCAGCCUAGUCUUAGAUCUUAUCCAAAUGAAAACAAGGUGAUGAAACGGGCAUCACUCGUCGGAGUUACUACCACCACGCUCUUCUACAUCCUAUGUGGUAGUUUUGGCUACGCUGCUUUUGGAAACAAGACACCAGGAAAUUUCCUCACUGGGUUUGGCUUCUAUGAGCCCUUCUGGCUAAUUGACUUGGCCAACAUUUGCAUUGCUAUCCACCUAAUCGGUGCCUACCAGGUUUUUUGCCAGCCUAUAUUCGGGUUCGUAGAGGGUCAAUGCCGCCAACGCUGGCCAGAAAGCAAAUUCAUAACACACGAGCACACUAUUAAAAUCCCAUUCUAUGGAGUGUACUACAUCAACCUCUUCAGGUUGAUAUGGAGAACAAUCUAUGUAAUAGUGACAGCAGUGGUAGCCAUGAUAUUACCUUUCUUCAAUGAUUUCUUGGGCUUGAUCGGAGCAGCAUCGUUCUAUCCAUUGACCGUGUACUUCCCCAUCGAGAUGUACAUCGCGCAGUCAAAAAUACCCAAGUUUUCAUUCAGAUGGGUAUGGCUGAAAAUCCUAAGUUGGGCCUGCCUAGUUGUUUCCCUCAUUGCUGCUGCCGGGUCCAUUCAGGGACUGGCUAAGGACCUCAAGACAUACAAGCCCUUCAGAAUUCAGAACUAACAUAUUUUGUACCAAAAUGCAAUAUUCUUAAUAAGAAUGAAUUUCCAAGCGAGUCUGAGAAUCUGUAUAUCAAAAUGACAGAAAACACAACUGCAGAACUAUCUCAAACCUACAUAUGGGCACGACGCUGUACUAAAGUCAUUACAAUACUUUAAAGUGUAGGCUUUAAGAUCUGUAACUAAUGACAAUUUGGUAGGCAUACAUCUAUAUAAAGCACAAGUGGUUCAAGUAUAA